This is a messenger RNA of Brachypodium distachyon (stiff brome), 1834 nucleotides long. RefSeq names its product berberine bridge enzyme-like 8. Lineage: Eukaryota; Viridiplantae; Streptophyta; Magnoliopsida; Poales; Poaceae. The record is from RefSeq and is a predicted model, not a curated record. The coding region runs from base 89 to 1681 and encodes 530 amino acids. Gene Ontology annotation, molecular function: oxidoreductase activity; FAD binding. The transcript has a single exon.
ACAAGCUCCAGUAGAACAAGGCAGUAAGCUUGACAGGUCAUUAACAGCAUGGUGAUUUCGUGACAGCUCUCGCCGCUCGCAGCCACCCAUGGCCGUCUCGCCAGUACUGCUGGCACUAGUGCUCAUCGUCUUCUUCCCUACGUUAACUUCUUGCUCUCCCGCCGAUGAGUUCAUCCAAUGCCUCUCGGAGAAGAUCCCGAGCGAGCUCCUGUACCCGCAGAACUCGACCGGAUUCAUGUCCGUGCUGUCGUCCUCGGUCCAGAACCCAAAGUUCCUGACCAACACCACGGCGCGUCCGUCGUGCAUCGUCACGGCCACGGCCGCCCCCCACGUCCAGGACGCCGUGCGCUGCGGCCGCCUGCAUGGCGUGCGGCUCCGCGUGCGCAGCGGCGGGCACGACUUCGAGGGCCUCUCGUACCGCUCCGUGCGCGACGACGGCCAAUCGUUCGCCGUGCUGGACCUGGCCAGGCUCCGCGCCGUGAGCAUCAGCCGCGGAAGCUGGUGGGAGGCGGCAACCGCGUGGGUGGACUCUGGCGCGACUCUGGGCGAGCUCUACUACGCGAUCGGGAAGGCGAGCCCCACGCUGGCGUUCCCGGGCGGCGCGUGCCCCACGGUCGGCGUCGGCGGGUUCCUGAGCGGCGGCGGCAUCGGCCUGAUGACCCGCAAGUACGGCAUUGGGACGGACAGCGUGGUGGACGCCAGGGUCGUCAACGCCGAUGGCGAGCUCCUCGACAGGGGUUCCAUGGGGGAGGACCUUUUCUGGGCCAUCCGUGGAGGCGGCGGCGAGAGCUUCGGCGUCGUGGUGUCGUGGCGGCUGAAGCUCUCCUCCAUGGUCUCUCCGACAGUAACCGUGUUCAACAUCGGCAAGACCUUCGACGAGUCGUCCACCGCCGCCGUGCUCGCCAAGUGGGAGACGCUCGCGCUCGACCAAUCCCUCCCGGACGAGCUCACCAUCCGCGUGGCCCUGCAAGGUAAAAACGUCUUCUUCCAGGCCCUCUUCCUCGGCGGCUGCACGCGGCUCGAGUACACGAUGCGCAGGCUCCUCCCAGAGCUCGGCAUGUCCUCGGCUGACUGCCGGGAGAUGAGCUGGCUGCGCGCCAUGUCGUUCAUCAGCCUGGGAAGCAUGGACACCCCCGUGGAGGCGAUGCUGAACCGGACCAACAACCUGGGCACCUAUGUCAAGAACAGGUCAGACUACGUGCGGCGCGCCGUCGGCAAGGCAGGCUGGGAGAGCAUCUCUCGGGAGCAUCUCUCCCCGAGCGGCGGCGCCGUGCUCAUGAUCCUGGAGCCGCACGGCGGGGCGGUCGCCAGAGUGAGCGCGGACUCCACGCCGUACCCGCACCGCGCCGGCGUGCUGUACAACGUCCAGUACGCCGUGUACUGGUGCUGCGACGCGGACGGCGGCGCGGCGGCCGCGGCGACCGGGCGGCUCGAUGGACUCUACGGGUUCAUGGAGCCGAUGGUAAGCAGCAACCCGAGGGAGGCCUUCGCCAAUUACCGCGACCUGGACAUCGGGCAGAACGCGGUCGGCGCCGACGGUCUGACGGCGUACGAGAGCGGGAGGGUCUGGGGCGAGAGGUACUUCAUGGGGAACUUCCGGCGGCUGGCGGCGGUGAAAGGGAAGGUUGACCCCGGCGACUACUUCAGGAACGAGCAGAGCAUCCCGCCGCUUCUGCAGUAGCCAUGGAGAUCGACUGACUUACUGAGUCGGCUAACGAGCGUGACAUCAAACAUGUAUGGGGGGAUAGCGAGAUUCACGUCGUCUUCCCCGAUAAAAAAAAAAGUCCACGUUGUGUUCGUCUCCAGGGAGGAAUAAAAAAUUCUGUUUUGCUAA